Molecule: messenger RNA, 1136 nt
Organism: Nannochloropsis gaditana CCMP526
Exons: 1
Coding region: 269-1129 (286 amino acids)
Molecular function (GO): histone H3K79 methyltransferase activity
Source: RefSeq, a predicted model, not a curated record
GAAUUGUGCCAAAGGCCGUGCUUAUGGAGGGAGACAUGAAAGGAUGAGGUGGUUACCAACUCCCUUGGGUUUUGUCCCCGUUGCAUAAGCCGUGAGAGAAGUUGUUGUGCAGCUUGCAGUGUGUCUUUUUUCAUUUUGAGUCUAGGGGUAUGGAAUAUGCAUCGACUAGAGAACGUUGGGUUCCUACUGUCAUAUUUUUCAACUUCUUUUCCUCUCUCGUCUUCAUAGAACGGUAUAAAUAUGAAAGGACUGGGUUCUUUGAAGACAAAUGUUGAAAAAGAAGGAGUUGCAAUUUGUCCCUGUGCAUCAUUUGGUUCUAUGGAAGAGAGCGAAUGGAGAGCACGGCAGGACUUCGAAUGUUUCUCGAGAGUACUCUUUCUCCGUGUCGAAACCCACAGAUCCUUCACUCCACACGGCAUUCCCUUCCUUCUUCUUUCACAGGCUGUCAUUCACAUUUAUGGAAACGGCAAUAAGGAUCGAAGGAGCGUCUAGGUCUUCAAAAUUUCAAGAUGGGCUUGCGCUUUACUCCCGCCUCGAGCCUUGUCUCUACCCCUCUUUGAACCCCGCCCUCGUCUUGGGGCACGACAUUUCGCACCACUGUCCUUCCCUCAUGUAUGGAGAGCUGAGCGGAGAGACUCUGGUAAAAGCCUUAGGCCUGAUUGAUGAGUUAGAAGCCCUACCGAGAGAGGGGGAAGGCUCGCUUAUUGACAUUGGUUCGGGAAUUGGGAAGCAGAUAUUCACGGCAGCAUGUGUAUACGUCUGGAAGCGGUGCAUUGGGGUGGAAAUCUAUGAGAAACGCGCAAAACUUGCAGAACAGGCAUUGCAAAGAUGGAAAAGUAAACAGAGUAGUAUACCCAUGCUGCGUACCCGAGUGGUCGACUUCGCUUGCGAUGACAUUGUCGAAAUCGAGAUGGAGGGAUUCCAAGUCAUCCUCCUCGUGUCGGCAGCAUUUACCGAUACGCUGAUGCGGAGCAUAGCGAAGGUUCUGGAUUCACAAGCGGUCGGGACUUUGGCCAUAUGUAUCACAAAAGCUCUCCCUGGGCCAAAGUGGGAAGUGGUGCACAAAUCUGAGCGCGAAGAGCCCUGGGGACGGGCAUGGUUAAUUAUUCAAAAGAAAAUACUUGCGUGAUAAAUAA